AUGAUGUCCGCCUACUGCGCAUGUGGCAAGUCCGUGAUUUUAAAGAGAACAAUUAAUUCAUCAAUACAUGCAUCUAUCCAUCCCCGUCGACUACACAAGUUUAGGAAUAAGCUUAAAGAGGGGAACAUCUUCUCCAUAACCGCAUUUGAUGUCAAGCAAAAUCUUAACUGCUAUCAGUUAACUGAUCAUCCGUAUAAAAUCUACUUCAAUGACCAUACCGCUUUGGAAGAUGUCAAUGGUGGCCAAUACAACAUUCCCCAUGAGUAUUUUCAUAUCCGUCCAUUUGCAGACCUUGGAAUGAUGAAGGUGGAUGAGACAACAACUCCUCCUAAGACUUCCUUGAAUCUUACUCUGACAUGUACUUUUGACGUUGGUGAGACUGUUUAUAUAUCUGUAUCGGAAAAACUCGUACGCCAGCUUAGUGAAGAACUUGUCCAACUAAAAGAGGCACCUCUUCUUGUCAUUGCAACUAGCGUGAACUCAAGAGCUGUUGGUGGUAAGUUAGAUCUAAUAUUUACCUAG
Messenger RNA from Arabis nemorensis, 522 nucleotides. NCBI's taxonomy places the organism in Eukaryota, Viridiplantae, Streptophyta, Magnoliopsida, Brassicales, Brassicaceae. The record is from the annotation of a GenBank genome assembly.